AGUGCCUAAGACGCUGUCCUGAGCCUGCUCACCUGGAAGCAGCUGGGGAAAUUUAGGCUUGGCUGACAGUUCGCAAAAAGGGGUUCAGUUCUCCGACAUUAGCUGAGAUGCAGACCAGGAUGAGAAGAUUAUCGGUGUACAUCUUACCAGCUCUAUUACUUGCAUGCUUGGUCUACUUAAGGAGAGAUGCCAAGCUGGUUUCAUCUUCGGCAAACAGAGAACUGUGCAGGCCAAACGUGAGUGUUCCCAAGUUGGUGAAAUCAAGCAAAUGCUUGCCAGACAUGAUGGUUGCGAAUUCCUUUCUCUCCCUCCCUGAGGUUCACCGUGUUUUCUUAACCUAUAAACACUGCCGGAACUUCUCGACAUUGCUGAAGCCCUCCAGAUGUGCUGCAGAGACCUUCCUCCUGCUAGCAAUCAAAUCCACCCCUGUGAACAUAGACCGCCGUGCAGCCAUCAGGAGCACCUGGGGGAAGGAGGCCAUUAUUGGUGGGAAAUUGGUGAGGCUCCUGUUUUUGCUUGGCCGCUCAGAGGUCAAAGUUCAGGCUCACUCCCUCCACCAGCUUUUGGCCUAUGAAAACCUGGAGUUUGACGAUAUCCUCCAGUGGGAUUUUGUUGAUAACUUCUUCAACCUCACACUGAAGGAGCUGCACUUCCUUCGGUGGGUGGCAGAGGACUGCCCCCAUGCGUGCUUUGUGUUGAAGGGUGAUGAUGAUGUCUUUGUGAACACGUACAACAUUGUAGAGUUCCUUGAGCAUCUGGACCCUGACAAAGAUCUUUUUGCUGGGGAUGUCAUCAGCAAAGCUCAGCCAAUCAGGAACACCAACACAAAAUAUUUCAUCCCAGAGUCAAUGUAUCCGGCAUCUUUCUAUCCACACUAUGCUGGUGGCGGCGGAUAUGUCAUGUCACGGCUGACGGUGCAGCAGCUGCAGGUGACAGUUGAGGACACUGAGUUGUUCCCAAUAGACGAUGUCUUUGUUGGGAUGUGCUUGGCCAAAAUGGGGAUCAUCCCAAUGCACCAUCCUGGCUUUAAGACCUUUGGAAUCCAGAGGCCCUUUAAUCCCUUUGAUCCCUGUCUGUACAAAGAACUGAUGAUUAUACACAAACUGAACCCAACGGAGCUGUGGGUCAUGUGGACGUUGCUGAAAGACGACAACCUCCGAUGUGCCAUGUCAGUAACUCAGAAACUAUAGGAUAGAUUAGGAUGUGUCUAAUGCAGUAAAACUGCCAGACUAAGACUUUGAUAGGAGCUGGCUUAAAUUGA
Messenger RNA from Lacerta agilis (Sand lizard), 1261 nucleotides. RefSeq names its product UDP-GlcNAc:betaGal beta-1,3-N-acetylglucosaminyltransferase 4 (gene B3GNT4). Gene Ontology annotation, cellular component: membrane. NCBI's taxonomy places the organism in Eukaryota, Metazoa, Chordata, Lepidosauria, Squamata, Lacertidae. Gene Ontology annotation, molecular function: hexosyltransferase activity. The coding region runs from base 108 to 1190 and encodes 360 amino acids. The record is from RefSeq and is a predicted model, not a curated record. The transcript is spliced from 2 exons.